UUUUAAACUACUACAUUUAGAAUUGAUCAUCAAUUUUGAAUUUUGGCUCUUUGGUUUUAAUUUCUUUUAAAUUUCUUGUUUACUUUCUUUUAUUAAUUUUAAAAAUAUAAAUCUUCAAAAUGAAUAACAGCGAAGAACAUUUGGUCGAUGAUUCAUUAGUACGUCUAACUGAAGAACAACCAAAGAAUGAAAGCGAAACUAAUUUAAUUUUAUCAUCCGAUCAAAUGGUAGAAACAGAACCUUCGAAAGAUUAUUCAUUUACUGCACAAAAUUCAAUAAUAGAAGAAGCGAAUACAGAAGCAAUAUCGAAAGAAAUAGAAUUUCAGGAAGAAGACAAUGAGAAUGCAAUGAUUAAGUAUGAAGAAAUUGAUGUGGAAGCCUCCGGUGGUCAAGAACUAGUUGAAUCAAAAGAUGAAUGUAACUUAGAAGAAGAACUAAAUGAAUUUUUAUCUGAAGAAAUUACUCAAAAUAUACAAGAUGAAAUUUAUACGGAAGAAAUUGCUCAAAAUAUACAAGAUGAAAUUUAUACGGAAGAAAUUGCUCAAGGUAUACAAGAUGAAACUUAUACGGAAGAAAUUGCUCAAAGUAUACAAGAUGAAAUUUAUACGGAAGAAAAACAGUUGGAAAUAUCAAAAAGUGUUAUUACCCCAGAAGAAAGUAAACAAGUUUCAUUCGAUCAGUCUGAAGAGGAAGAAAUAAUUGGAGCUGUGGAUUUAACAAAUGUGUCCAUAGUUCAAAAAACUCAAGGGAUUGUUCUUAGAAAAGAUAGUGUGGACUUUAUGAACGAAUCUUAUUGGGUUCCUAAAGAAAGGGAUAGAACAACUUUUAGUGAAAAAUGCCAGAGAGGCGAUUUUCCAUUUCAAUUGUCUCACAAACCUGAAGGUUUAACUCUUCAAUGGAUGCUUCCAGCAAAAGAUUUAGAUUUUCGUUAUUAUCUUCCGGAAUUUAUUAAAGGUUUAAUAGAACCUGAUGAUCGUUAUAGCAUUGUCGCCAAUCUGUGUGUCCAUGAUUUAAUAGAUUCGGACAAAAAUAAGGUUAAAAUGGCUUUGCCAUACUUUAUGAAUGACUUAUAUGCUGCUCUAUCCAGUCGAUAUCCUGCAGUUUGCAUGAAUGCGUGUAAAAUUCUGCAAAAAUUAGCAACAACUGUGGGAAAACAUCUUGGUUAUUACUUCGAUCGUCUUUUUGGUGUACUCAAUAUGAUGAGAUUGAAAAUAGAGUAUACUGAAGGGCAGAAAACAUUCAUCAGAAAAAAAGAUUUUUCUUUACAUCCACUUUAUGAAGAGAUCCUUAAAACUUGGUGCAUAUUGCAAGAGAUAUUGAUUCAAAUUUCAGAAAAACAACUUAAAAUAAUGAUGCGGUGCUGGGUCAGACCUUUGCCUUGGUUGACUUUUUAAAUCAUUCGGAAAAUAUCUUAAAAAUAUUUUAAUAAAUACUGUUUAAAAUUUAAUA
Messenger RNA from Centruroides sculpturatus (bark scorpion), 1449 nucleotides. RefSeq lists its product as uncharacterized. Lineage: Eukaryota; Metazoa; Arthropoda; Arachnida; Scorpiones; Buthidae. Bases 120 to 1394 code for a protein of 424 amino acids. The record is from RefSeq and is a predicted model, not a curated record. The transcript has 6 exons. Gene Ontology annotation, molecular function: Hsp70 protein binding; Hsp90 protein binding.